Venustampulla echinocandica is the source of this 2346-nucleotide messenger RNA. Its product is annotated as SAM protein. The record is from RefSeq and is a predicted model, not a curated record. NCBI's taxonomy places the organism in Eukaryota, Fungi, Ascomycota, Leotiomycetes, Helotiales, Pleuroascaceae. The coding region runs from base 1 to 2346 and encodes 781 amino acids. Gene Ontology annotation, molecular function: protein binding. The transcript is spliced from 2 exons.
AUGGCAACAAUUGCCCAUGUCGAUCAACGGGCCGAGAUGUACCAGAAGGCCCGGCCCACUGAUGCAUUCUUUAACAUGAAGGCGCUGGCGCCACGACCACUAUCAGAAGCCACCGAGAUGUUUGAUACAGACUUCGAGGACGACGAUAGUGAUAUGGACGACGACUCACCACGCCUGAGUUUGAACUCGACGGAUAGAAGGAGUGAGACGACGUUAUCCUCCUUUGAAGAGAUCCACACUCCAAGCCCAGAUAACAAUGAGUUUCGAGGCUUUAACUUCGACCUAGCUGCGGUGAAGAAGCCUGUGGAGGGACCAAGGGGACCACAUCUGUUCCGGAGCUCGGUGGACUCGUCACUCACUUCGGACGAGCAAUAUGUGCUGGCAAUGUCCCCCAUGACACCCAGACCAUCAAGCACACAACGAGCAACCCUGAAUGCGCCUCGAGUACCGGAUAUACCAACCCGUCACCGUCACCUCAGCUCACUAACAAACGCGGUUGGGGACCUAAACCUAAACGAGGUCGCAUCAUGGACACCUCGACAAGUCGCAAUGUGGAUGGCGGAUGCAGGAUUCGACCCAUCAAUCGUGGAGAAGUUCGAGGAGAACGAUAUCUCCGGCGCGAUCUUGAUCACCCUGAAGUUCGAGGACCUGAGAGAGCUGGAUAUACAAUCCUUCGGCCAACGAACAAAGGUCUGGAAUGAGAUCCAUGUUCUCAGGGGUAGCGCACCGGGUACACCCAAGCCCCCUACCCCUAUCGAAGAGGUCUCGUCUCCCUGCACAGCAAUCCGACAACCCUCGAGAACACACUCAAGGUCAGGGCGAGACAAGUUGCGCCUCGACUGUGGACGGGAAGCAUCGCGAACGCGCAAAGGUUCGCGAAGACGACCGAAGAACGAGGACAUAAUCACACCUUUGGAAUCGGUCUCUAUUGUUGGCAUUGAGCAACUCAUUCCAAAAACACACAAAUGCUCAAAAGGAGAGAACUGCUCGAAAUGGAGAAAGCAACAACGGUUGAUCGAUAGCUUCAAGAAGGAACACCCAGUUAGCCCUGAAGGCGGGUCCAUAUGGGUUGCUGGCGACCCUGGAAACGCACUUACAGCUGAUGCAGUUGCUGAAGCUGCUCGACCCAUAUCAGAUGCGGUCCCAUCGGUUGUGGCCUCAUCAGACGUCCUUGGUCCUGGACCAGUUCCUCAGUUCCGCCACUUGGAGGAGGCCAGUCUUCGAAACGUUCAAUCGCGCGAUCCCCAGGACAAUGUCAAGCAAUUCAUCCAAUUCCAACGCAUGGAUCCCCAGAAUAUGACCUGGUCAUCAGAGGAACCCCCGACGCCCCCUUAUGAGAUGUUUCCCAAGUUGAAGGGCCCUCAUACCGGACUUCGAGGACUUCCUCGACUCGCCAUCCCACCUCCACGGCCAACACCCCCGCCACGUUCCGCGAGCGCAAAUGCCUUCUCCCCGUAUCGCAUGGAACGAGCGGAGGCCAUGAGCCCCGAGCUGCGCAACGCUACGCAAUCCCCAAACAACGUGUAUCGCUUUGGCACACCAUUCUCCGAGAUGGACGUUCCCGUAACGGCCAUCCCACUAGGCCCCGUCUCCCGAGAAGCUUCACAAUCCGUGCCACCCAACAUGUCCUAUCGACAUGCCCCCGCUCCACCCAUCCAAAUCCAACGCACACAAUCCCGCUCUUCCGCUCGCCGUCCGUCCUUCGCUAUGCCCCGCGUCGACGAGAAUGUCUCGACCGCGCCGCCAACCCAGACAAGAUUCAAACCGCAGCAGACGCAAAUUCCGUCAGAAAUCCAAGCAGCAUACCCCUGGUCACCAGUAACUGCUAUUCCAACAAGUGCCAAGGACGAUAUGGCACACGCAGGAUGGAUGAAGAAACGGAAAACGAAGAUGCUCCGCCAUGAAUGGCACGAGCACCAUUUUACCCUCAAGGGCACCCAUCUCGCCAUGCACAAGGACGAGAGCGCCAUGGAGACCCUAGAGUACAUCGACGUAGACGACUACGCCAUUGCCUGCUCCUCCGUCGCGUCGGGCUCGAAGCUCAACGCCGCAUUCAAGGCAAUGAACAUCUCUCGCGGCAACAAGGACAAGAAGGACGAAACCGCCUUCUCAUUCCAGCUAAUCCCCGCCGCGAUCGAGAAAGGCGUCCGUCUACGGAAGCGAGAUAGCUCCGUACCACCCGGAUCCGCGGGCGCCGACGGCAAAGCCGCAAAUAACAAGACACACUACUUUGCUGUAAAGUCCCGCGAUGAGCGGAUUGACUGGAUGCGGGAAUUGAUGCUCGCGAAAGCGCUGAAGCAAAAGAGCGAAGGGUACGAGGUGAACGUAAACGGGAACAUGAUCUAA